Vigna angularis (adzuki bean) is the source of this 2508-nucleotide messenger RNA. Its product is annotated as probable polygalacturonase. NCBI's taxonomy places the organism in Eukaryota, Viridiplantae, Streptophyta, Magnoliopsida, Fabales, Fabaceae. Gene Ontology annotation, biological process: carbohydrate metabolic process. Gene Ontology annotation, molecular function: polygalacturonase activity. Bases 1012 to 2304 code for a protein of 430 amino acids. The transcript is spliced from 7 exons. The record is from RefSeq and is a predicted model, not a curated record.
CUUUCUUGCUUCCACAUCCAUAGCUAAUGUCUUCCCUGGUUCAGGUUUCAAUUACAAAUUACAUUCUACAAAUCAAGAUAAAACAAAGAAGAAAAAAAAAAUAGAAGAUGGAGUGAAUUGGUUGAAAAGGUAGAUAGAUUAAUCAAAUAUUACGUACGAGCUGGAAAUUGGUUUACGAUCAAAACCAUAGGUUAUUCCCGAGAAACACGCUGACAAGAAACCCAUCGCAAGUGGUCAUGCUUCAUACAAUUGGAAACCUCUGAAACUGUCUCCGUCUGCGUCAUUGCUUCAGUAAUGUAGUCAUCGGUGAAAUGCCCAAAACCAGAUAUCGUGAUCAUCUGAUUAGAGUGAUUUCUUCAGGGCGAUUCCUGUCUGUAAAAUCAUUGCUUGCUGUUGGCGGCUUUCUGGGUUGGUUAAUUGGUUUCUUCCACAAUGGUAGAGAGAGAAGAGAGAAGAGAGAGAGAGAGGAAGAAAGAGUUUGGAAGAAGAUAGAGGGACACACUGAGAAGGGGGUCCUACUGCUUAAUUUUUGAGGGGCAUCAACAGUCCCUGUCAAUGAUUUUUACUUGGAUUGGGUGGUGUUGCUGUGUUACCUCUCUCACUCUCAAAUGGCCCAUCUAAUCACCAUCAGUUUGACACUCCUUUCUUUCUCACCAAUUUGAUCAAUCAACCAAAGCUUCUCUUCUUCUUUGCCCCUUUCACUCUCUCUCUCUGCUUCUUUUUCAUCACUUGGAGGAUUUCAAAUUGGUCCUUGAGGGUGGCUCAAAAGCUCUGCCUCUGGUCAAAAGGGACAAUUGGAUCUCCCUCAUAUGAAGGGACUUUCAACUAUCAAGAACAGCAGCAUUCAUGGGAUUCUUUGUUGUUUACCUUUGUGUAAUUUGAUCCGUGUUACUUGUUAUCCCUCAUGCUUGAAGAGGUGGUCAAUGGGAACUGUCGGUGGGUGUGUUUCUGCUUCUUGCAUUGUUCAGUUGUAGCCCAUGGACAGUGUGGAGCAGCUCGUACUGCAAUGGGAUGAACUUGAAGGAAGUCCGGCCUCACAGUGUCAGUAUUACCGAAUUUGGGGCAGUUGGCGAUGGGGUCACUCUCAAUACAAAAGCAUUUCAGAAUGCCAUCUUCUACCUAAAUUCAUUUGCAGACAAAGGUGGAGCCAAGCUUUUUGUCCCCGCCGGCAGGUGGUUAACUGGAAGCUUUGAUCUCAUCAGCCAUCUAACACUAUGGUUGGACAACGAUGCAGUAAUUCUUGGAUCAAUGAAUUCCGAGGACUGGCCACUUGUGGAGCCUCUACCAUCAUAUGGACGUGGAAGGGAGUUGCCGGGUGGAAGGCAUAGAAGCCUCAUUUAUGGGCGUAAUUUGACUGAUGUUGUCAUAACAGGUAACAAUGGAACUGUAGAUGGUCAAGGGAGUAUCUGGUGGGACAAGUUUCGGAACAAAACAUUGGAUUAUACACGUCCCCAUUUGGUCGAGUUGAUGAAUUCAACCGGGGUUCUCAUUUCAAAUCUAACUUUCUUGAACUCACCAUUUUGGACUAUUCACCCUGUAUAUUGCAGCCAUGUUAGAAUUCAUAAUGUCACAAUCAUUGCUCCUCAUGGUUCACCAAAUACAGAUGGCAUUAAUCCAGAUUCUUCAGACAAUGUAUGCAUUGAAGACUGUUAUAUAAGCACUGGUGAUGAUCUGAUUUCCAUCAAAAGUGGAUGGGAUGGAUAUGGCAUUGCAUUUGGUCGACCCAGUAGAAAUAUUAACAUCCGUGGGCUCAUUGGGAAAACAACUAGUGCGGGGAUUGCUAUCGGAAGUGAGAUGUCUGGAGGUGUAUCAGAAGUUCAUGCAGAAGAUAUUUACAUUUUUGAUUCGCAUACUGCAAUUAGAAUAAAAACUUCUCCUGGCAGGGGUGGUUAUGUUAGAAAUGUAUAUGUCUCUAACGUGAUCUUGGCUAAUGUAGAUAUUGCUAUUAGGUUCACUGGUUUAUAUGGAGAACAUCCUGAUGACAAUUAUGACCCAGAUGCUCUACCAGUAAUAGAAAGGAUUACUAUCAAGGAUGUAAUUGGGGAAAAAGUCAAACGUGCCGGCCUUAUACAGGGUAUUAAAGGUGACACCUUUGUCAAUAUCUGCCUAUCAAAUAUCACACUUAAUGUGACCUCAAAACUGCCAUGGAACUGCUCUUACGUUGAAGGAUAUUCUGCCCUGGUUUCACCGGAAGCCUGUGAGCCUCUCAAUGAGCGAAUAUCCCCUGAGCAUUGUUCCGAUUGUUGCUAUUUACCAAAUCAAAUAACGAGUUUGGGAAAUCAACACUGGGGUGCUUGGGUUUAGAACAUCAAGCUACCGAAAUUCACUUAUAGCUGAAAUUUGAUUGGUGAGUUUCUUCAACAGGACAAAUUUUACCUCACAGAAGUUGAAUGGUGUUGCUGAUCUGCGGUUGUCUGUCUGCGGAAUGACACCGAGAGAUGAUUUUUCUUGUAACUUGUGUGCAGUAACAAAUAAUUGAGUGAUUUAUCAGAAAUUGAAUUUGAAUGA